Dibothriocephalus latus is the source of this 654-nucleotide messenger RNA. NCBI's taxonomy places the organism in Eukaryota, Metazoa, Platyhelminthes, Cestoda, Diphyllobothriidea, Diphyllobothriidae. The record is from the annotation of a GenBank genome assembly.
AUGGAGUGUGUUAAGGCCGUGACAAUGAUAUUCAUGCCAGUCAUUUUCAAUAUCCUGCCUUCGCCGCGUCCAAAUGCACCAAAACGCCUUCCAAAGUGGUCAGUCCUCAACUGCCAUGUCAACGAUCCCCACUUGUCUGAAAACCGUUCUAGAACUUCGUCCAGGACUGACCAUCCGAUUAACCCGGACGUUCCUUUACCAUCCCCUCCGGCUUUCGUCUCAAAUCUUCCUCCCAGCAACUUUGGCAGGGACUCGUUAGACGAAAACGUACCCUUUCAGACUGUAAAUUCUGCCAAUCGUGCGUCACCCACUACUCCUCCUGUCCCUGUGUUCGCCAGACAUCCAAAUCCUGCGGGUGCGGUACUGGAGGGCUUUUGUCUCAUUCCAGUCGCAGUCUCCGGACUGAAGCGUCCUACAGUCAUGAAGCGGGAACCCCCCGAUGGUGCGGAGCAGGAAAUGGACUCAAGUUUUCCCGAACACGAGGCGUUCCAUGAGAGUCCACAAAAUCUCGAGCUCCCCAAUCCUUCCACCACGAAAAGGUCUGCCGGCAGGCCUGAUCUCAGCGAAUACUCUUGUAAAAAGAGCAAAUCGAAUAUGCUUGUCCUCAGCGAAAACAGUGCAUUCUUGCCUGUCCGUUCAAGCAGAAUCACCUGA